Arxiozyma heterogenica is the source of this 333-nucleotide messenger RNA. RefSeq names its product ribosomal protein P2 RPP2B (gene RPP2B). Gene Ontology annotation, molecular function: structural constituent of ribosome. Gene Ontology annotation, cellular component: ribosome; cytosolic large ribosomal subunit. NCBI's taxonomy places the organism in Eukaryota, Fungi, Ascomycota, Saccharomycetes, Saccharomycetales, Saccharomycetaceae. The record is from RefSeq and is a predicted model, not a curated record. Gene Ontology annotation, biological process: cytoplasmic translational elongation. Bases 1 to 333 code for a protein of 110 amino acids. The transcript has a single exon.
AUGAAGUACUUAGCUGCUUACUUAUUGUUAGUUCAAGGUGGUAACGAAUCUCCAGCUGCUGCUGACAUCAAGAAGGUUAUUGAAUCUGUUGGUGUCGAAGUUGACGAAGCUAGAAUUAAUGAAUUAUUAGCUUCCUUAGAAGGUAAGGGUUCUUUAGAAGAAAUCAUCGCUGCUGGUUCUCAAAAGUUUGCUUCUGUUCCAGCUGCUGGUGCUGCUGUUGCUGCUGGUGCCGCCGCUGGUGCUGCUUCUGGUGCUGCCGCCGCUGAAGAAGAAAAGGAAGAAGAAGCUGCUGAAGAAUCUGAUGAUGACAUGGGCUUCGGUUUAUUCGAUUAA